Laetiporus sulphureus 93-53 is the source of this 552-nucleotide messenger RNA. RefSeq lists its product as uncharacterized. The record is from RefSeq and is a predicted model, not a curated record. The transcript has a single exon. The coding region runs from base 1 to 552 and encodes 183 amino acids. Lineage: Eukaryota; Fungi; Basidiomycota; Agaricomycetes; Polyporales; Laetiporaceae.
AUGGCAUCUCAUGCUAGUGGACUGAUGACUGGAUGUGGAGCAGAAGGAGAGCAGGCAGUCAUGAGCCAUUCUACAAAUGCAGGCAGUUUGCCUGACGAUUCUCAUAUGGCUGCACUGGAUGAUGGAUCUGAACAUUCUAUUGCUGAUUCCAACGUGGAUCUCUUGGAAGAAUUGCCAUCUGCUGUUGAUCCUGGAAGCCUUGCUGAUCCUCUCAACAGAGCACUUCCUAAUAUGCCACUUCCUGACUCAGCUGUGCAUUCAUCCACUGCAGUGAAUGAUGACAACUUCACAGAUGAGUUUGACGACACACUCUGUGCACCACAGAUUGAAGAACUGAGGAUUGCUACAGAUUUCAAGUGCCUGCUGGCAGAUGCGAGUUGGGAAAACUCAGAUCUUGACAAGGACACUAUACACCACUUGCAACAUCCAUUGGAAGAACCUCUCAGCAUCGAUGAAGAUCCCGAUCUGCUGUAUUUUAUAGAGCUAAAUCUCACUGUGAGAUCUGCCUCUCAAUGUGUCUAUGAAUCCAUGCAUCAAGCUGGGUUACGAUGA